Linum tenue is the source of this 2256-nucleotide messenger RNA. NCBI's taxonomy places the organism in Eukaryota, Viridiplantae, Streptophyta, Magnoliopsida, Malpighiales, Linaceae. The record is from the annotation of a GenBank genome assembly.
CGACACUGAUUAAGGAAAGGACUCCAUCUCUCGGGAAUGGCAAACGGCUGAAGCGAACAGCGACGGGGAUUGACGAAAGAGACGACCGCAGAAUCCUGACGAGAUAAGCGAAAUCCAGAAGCUUACUCUAUCGUCGAAGAUCUCUCGAGCUGGAGGAGAGGAGGAAAGCAGAAGAGAAGGUGGGAAGAUAGCCUUAGAGCAUUGCCGCAAAAGUUUUCUGCUUCGCGCGUCUGAGUUUGCUUUCGAUCCGCAAAAGGUUCCGUUCUCGUAUAGAUUUCGAUUAUGGCGUUGCAAAGUGGGGAAUUAUAUUGGAAUCAACUGUUAAUCGUCAGUUGAGAAUCGUGUGUUAAUUUCAAUUCGAAAACUCCGGCAGUUGAGGUUAGUAAAGAUAGCUGCGGUGUUGGCCUUUGAUUCUUCGAGUUCCUUGUUUAGCUCCGACCUUGCAACUUCUACCAUAACAGUGAUUUUAUGGUGCAUUUCAUCGAACUGAAGUCUGAGGGGAAUGGAAAUCUUAGUUUUGUUCCAGUCUUUUCUCCAAAUCGCUAGUUAUAGGUUUAUAGGAGGUAGCCUAGCAUCAGUUGGAUCUCCAGCAGCCCAGCUGUGUUUCUGUAGGAAUGCAUUCUGCAUAGUUGCUCUUUUGAUUGUUAUUUCCAACCUAUUAAUGUGGCUUUCUCUGGUUCAAGAAAUCUAUAUAUGCUUGCAAUGUGCUUAUGUGAAUGGGCGGAGUUGUCAAUUAGUGUUUGUCAUUGUUUUCUUUCUGGCUGGAAUAGAUUGCUCUUGUCUUUCGGGGAGGUUAAAAGUGGUUAAGGAUGGGUUCCCAUGUGGAUGAUUUGCAAGAUGCUAAUGCAGCUUCAACUUCAGAGCCAAAACCUGAAGAAAGUGGCGUGGAAGCUCGGGUAGGAGCUUUGUGGGAGCAAAUGAACAAGGGAUUCAAUAAGAACGCUAAGCAUGAAUCAAAGAAGCGUACUCAUACUUCCUUACAGAAGCCCAAUGAUGUAAGAAUAACCAUUCUUCCUGUUUUCCUCAAGAGAGUAUUUGGUGUUGAAAGCCUGACUUGUUAUUCUUUUUUCAAGAAUUGGAUGACAUAUCUAGGUCUAACACCAAAGACAAAUGGAUCUCCUGCAAAUGAUGCGCAACAAAAGGGAUCACCAGAGGAAUUGAAUAAGAGAAUACCUAGCAAGGAAGUCGUGUCUUCUCCAAACAAGUCUAGUACAAGUGUGGAUCAAACUUCGCAAAAGAAGUCUGAUAGCUGGAAGAAUUAUCUCGGUUUGGGAACAAAGCAGGCGGCACAAUCAUCGGCACUGGAGGCAUCAUCACAGGAGAAACCUAAUGGUUUGCGUACAAGCACAAGUGAGGAGGCCAAGAAGUUUGCUGCUGCUGCUCUCUCCGCAGUUAAGGAUGCUGCAGCUGCUGCCGCGCUCAAGGGAAAAGUUGAGAUAAUGGAGGUUCGGGAUUUUGCUGGUCGUGAUAUCGAGGUGAAGAAGCUAGUUGAUGCGGAGUCAAAAGAGGCAGCCGAAAAGGGGAAAGCAGCUGCAGCACCCUCUGCCGUGGAUGCUGUGCUCGAACAAAUCAAGAAGAAACAAAAGCUGAGUGUGCUGGACAAGACGAAGAAAGACUGGGGAGAGUUCAAGGAGGAGAAUAAAGGGCUUGAAGACGAGCUAGAAACGUACAAGAAGAGCUCAAACCAGUAUUUGGAUAAGCAAUCGUUCCUGCAACGAACAGACUAUAGGGAGUUCGAGAGGGAGAGGGAUGCCAGGCUGGCGAUGCAAGCCAGGAGACGAACUGAUAUGCGCGAGGAUUAAUGAAUCGCAGAGAAGAGGUUAGCAUGGAGAGAAGAGAGACCCUCCUGAGGUUGAAAGGGUCUUGAUUUCUGGUCAGGGUCUCAGGGAUGACUUAGUUCGAGCCAUUGUUUGAUUCUGAAUCGAGAGAAAUGAGAGGAGCUGUUGGCUGCUGACGCCCUGCAGUAAACAAGAGGAUGAAAGAGGAGCUGCUAGCUGCAGCUUUUCCCCGACCUCCAUGAUUGUAUGAAUGGAUCUGAGGGAAACGAUUUAUUUGGGAUAUCCACUAACUCAUCAUUUUUUUCACAGGUUGUAUUGAUCGAUUUGUGUAUGCGGUAUGCCUUGGAAUUUACAGAGUGUUUAUGUUGGGAUGUUGCCAUCUCUGUUUUCAUUUCUCUUUACCACUAGUUUGAUCAAAUUCUCGUGCAAAAUUGUUUACAAUUUUGCUUGUUUAAGUGACAUUUACAUUAUACAAUUU